AUGACCACCAUCACCACGCAGACGACCGUGGGUAUCGAAACCUUCGCUUUCAAAAGUGGCCAGGUCCAGGUAGAUGGCAUCCCGACCCCCGAAGAACCGGAUGUUCCGCUGCCGGCGCCCUCCAAGAACCUGACCGACAUCUUGGAUGUCGACAAGGGCACGCCGGAUAACCAUGUGCCGCGCGAUUCACGACUGAUUCGAUUGACGGGUGUGCAUCCGUUCAAUGUUGAGCCGCCGCUCACAACCCUGUUCAAAGAAGGCUUCCUCACACCUCCCGAGCUGUUCUAUGUUCGGAAUCAUGGGCCAGUACCCCAAGUCCGCGACGAGGAUAUUCCUAAUUGGGAAAUCAGCAUCGAAGGCUUGGUGGAAAAACCGGUAGUCCUCCCCUUUCGCGAAGUGCUACAGAAAUUCGAUCAAAUCACCGCUCCCAUCACCCUCGUAUGUGCCGGGAACAGGCGCAAAGAGCAAAACCUGGUCCGAAAAUCAAAAGGGUUUUCAUGGGGCCCUGCCGGUCUGUCGACGUCUCUUUUCACAGGGCCCAUGAUGGCCGAUAUCUUGCGCAGUGCGAAACCGCUGCGACGGGCAAAAUAUGUGUGUAUGGAAGGAGCAGACAAGUUGCCCAAUGGAUACUAUGGAACGUCAAUUAAAUUGAAUUGGGCCAUGGACCCGAACAGAGGAAUCAUGCUGGCUCAUAAGAUGAACGGCGAGGACCUUCGGCCGGAUCAUGGCCGCCCUCUGAGAGCGGUAGUGCCAGGCCAGAUUGGUGGACGUAGUGUCAAGUGGCUGAAGCGGCUGAUCUUGACGGAAGAACCGAGUGAUAACUGGUACCACAUUAAUGAUAACCGAGUAUUGCCGACCAUGGUCUCCCCGGAAAUGUCUGCGCAGGACCGCAAGUGGUGGCACGAUGAGCGGUACGCCAUCUACGAUCUCAAUGUCAACUCCGCCGCAGCAUAUCCACAGCAUGAAGAAGAGUUGGAUCUGGCGACAGCUGGGCCCACAUAUACUGUCAAGGGUUAUGCAUAUGCCGGUGGUGGUCGGAGAAUCACCAGAGUCGAAAUAUCUCUGGACAAAGGCAAAUCAUGGAGCCUUGCCGAUAUCGAAUAUGCGGAAGACAAAUAUCGCAAUUUCGAGGGCGAGUUGUUUGGCGGCAGGGUUGACAUGUGGUGGCGCGAAGCGUGUUUCUGCUGGUCCUUUUGGUCUCUCGACAUUCACGUCUCAGACUUGGAAAAAAGCGACGCAAUCCUUGUCCGAGCAAUGGAUGAAGCAAUGACUGCCCAACCACGCGACAUGUACUGGUCCGUCCUGGGGAUGAUGAACAAUCCCUGGUUCCGCGUCACGAUCACCAAGGAAGGGAACAGGCUGAAAUUCGAGCACCCGAGCCAUCCCGCCAAGUCUGGUGGGUGGAUGGAGCGGGUGAAAAAGGCUGGUGGAGAUUUGACCAACGGCAACUGGGGUGAGAGGAUCGAGGGCGAGGCUCCUGUCGAGCCAGAGCCGGAGAAAGAGGUCAACAUGAAGAAGGAAGGCCUAAGCAGACAGAUCGAUUUGCAAGAGUUCAAGGCAAAUAGCAGCAGCGAGAAACCGUGGUUUGUUGUGAAUGGUGAGGUAUAUGAUGGGACAGGUUUCCUCGAAGGCCACCCAGGAGGAGCUAUCAGUAUCACAUCGUCUGCUGGCCUGGAUGUCUCUGAGGAUUUCCUCGCAAUUCACAGCGAAACUGCCAAGGCAAUGAUGCCCGACUAUCACAUCGGCACUUUAGACCAAGCAUCCCUCGAGGCCCUCAAAAACAACUCCACCGAGACUUCAGACGAGCCGCGCGCCGUGUUCCUCCAAUCACGCGCAUGGACCAAGAUGACGCUCAUCGAGAAGAAAGACGUUUCGUGGGAUACGCGGGUCUUCGUGUUCCAGCUGGAGCACGAGAAGCAGGCACUGGGUCUGCCGAUAGGCCAGCAUCUCAUGAUCAAAGUUCCGGACGCGUCGCAGAAAAACGAGGCGAUCAUCCGGUCUUACACUCCAAUGUCCGACACGAGCCUGACAGGGCGCAUGGAGCUGCUAGUGAAGAUCUACUUUCCGACAGGCACGAUCCCAGGCGGCAAAAUGACCAUGGCGCUGGACCAGCUCUCUCUAGGCUCGCAGAUCGACUGCAAGGGUCCCACAGGCCGGUUCGAGUAUCUGGGCAACGGCCGGGUUCUCAUCAGCGGCAAGGAGAGGCAGGUCCGCUCGUUCAAGAUGAUCUGUGGUGGCACAGGGAUUACGCCCAUCUUCCAGGUAUUGCGCGCUGUUAUGCAGGAUCCUGCGGAUCCCACAAUGUGUACGGUACUCGAUGGAAAUCGACUGGAAGAAGAUAUUCUAUGUCGGGCUGAGCUGGAUGCGUUUGUCGCGGCAGAUGGUCGCAGAUGCACUGUCGUUCAUACCCUGACCAAGGGCUCUGAUGGUUGGACGGGUCGCAGGGGACGUAUCUCGGAAGAGCUGCUCGCAGAAUAUACGCCGCCAGGAGAUCAGAGUAUGGUGCUGCUUUGUGGACCCGAGGCGAUGGAGAAAUCCGCUCGCAAGAUUCUUGUUGCCAAAGGUUGGGCCGAGUCGGACCUUCAUUCCUUCUAA
Molecule: messenger RNA, 2595 nt
Organism: Penicillium alfredii
Lineage: Eukaryota; Fungi; Ascomycota; Eurotiomycetes; Eurotiales; Aspergillaceae
Gene: niaD
Product: nitrate reductase NiaD
Exons: 7
Coding region: 1-2595 (864 amino acids)
Biological process (GO): nitric oxide biosynthetic process; nitrate assimilation
Molecular function (GO): nitrate reductase (NADPH) activity; molybdenum ion binding; molybdopterin cofactor binding
Source: RefSeq, a predicted model, not a curated record